Trypanosoma theileri is the source of this 3249-nucleotide messenger RNA. RefSeq names its product phospholipid-translocating ATPase. Gene Ontology annotation, cellular component: trans-Golgi network; plasma membrane; endosome. Gene Ontology annotation, biological process: phospholipid translocation; retrograde vesicle-mediated transport, Golgi to endoplasmic reticulum; endocytosis. The transcript has a single exon. NCBI's taxonomy places the organism in Eukaryota, Euglenozoa, Kinetoplastea, Trypanosomatida, Trypanosomatidae. Bases 1 to 3249 code for a protein of 1082 amino acids. The record is from RefSeq and is a predicted model, not a curated record. Gene Ontology annotation, molecular function: ATPase-coupled intramembrane lipid carrier activity; ATP binding; magnesium ion binding.
AUGCUUGAAGGUGUAGAGAUGCAAGCAAUGUAUAGUUCUGCGUCUGAAGAGAGAAGUCCAACGGAGGCUGCGUUGUGUCUGCCGGUUCCAGCCCGGCGGCCUGUGAGUUACGCACAGACGCUGCGGCAUUGGCUGAACUGCGAUACCGCAAGUGUGAAUGAGGCUCGAGUGAUUGCUAUUGGCUGCACACCAGCCGUGUGGUCCGGGAGUGGGUUUCCCGAUAACGCCGUGAAUAAUAGACGUUAUUCACUUCUUACAUUUCUUCCACUUUCGUUAUUUCAUCAGUUUAGAGCUUUCUUUAAUAUAUUUUAUCUGUUACUUGCUUUUUCACAGUUGAUUCCAGCAUUAAAGGUGGGAUUUCUCAUUACAUACUUCUCACCAUUAGCACUUGUGGUGUCGCUUUCACUCAUAAAAGAUGCUGUAGAUGAUAUUAAACGAUAUAGAAGAGAUCGAACAGCAAAUGAAGAAAAAUUUGAAAAAUUACUUCCAGAUGGUCGUACAGGCAUUAUAAGAGCUUCAUCUAUUCAAGUGGGUGAUUUAUUAGUUCUUCGACAUGGACAACGUAUUCCAGCCGAUUGUGUUCUUCUUCGUUCAUCAGAGAGUAGUGGAACAUGUUUUCUUCGAACCGAUCAAUUAGAUGGUGAGACGGAUUGGAAACUUAGGUAUGCUUUAAAGGCAACACAACCACUUGGUGAUGAAGCACUUAGUCAAUAUCGAGCAAAUAUACACUGUGAACCUUUACAUAAAGAUAUUUAUAAAUUUGCAGGAUCUUUAGAAACCUCAGGUGGAGAAUCUGAAGCUAUUUCGCUUGAUAACACACUUUGGGCAAGUUGUGUAGUAGCAUCAGGUACACUUGUGGCUGUGGUAAUUCAUACAGGAGUAGAUACACGUAGUGCUAUGAAUUGUAGUAAACCUUCAACCAAAAUGGGUCUUAUUGAAAGUGAAUUAAACUUUAUUGGAGCUUUAUGCUUUUUAUUCCUUGUAAUCAUAUCAUUUCUACUAGUUGGACAACAAAGAUUUGAUGGUCAAUGGUUUGUUAUGUUUCUACGUUUUUUAAUUUUACUUUCUGCUAUUAUUCCUAUUUCUAUGCGUGUGAAUGUGGAUGUUGGACGUAUGUGGUACUCUUAUGAGAUGUAUCGUGAUAGUAAGAUACCUGGUACAGUAGUUCGAAAUACAAAUAUUCCAGAGGAACUUGGUCGUUUACAAUAUUUAUUUACCGAUAAAACAGGAACAUUAACAAAGAAUAAGAUGGAGUUUCGUCUAUUACAAGUUGCUGCUGAUACAAUAUUAAAUGAUCGUGAAGUGGAUCGUUUUAAAAAGAUUAUAGCUUCUUUUUUUAAUGAAAAAUAUGAAUCUGAAAAUAAUGAUUUGGUAGAUAGUGGUAAAGGUAACUAUUUAUCUCUUCAAAGAAAUUUAAUGCGAGAUAUUACAUCUGUUGGUGAAGCUCUUUUGGCUUUAGUAUUAUGUCAUAAUGUGAGUCCUGUAAUGGAAGAGGGAAAAUUGGAAUAUCAAGCCUCAUCACCCGAUGAAAUUGCUUUUGUAAAAUUUUGUAGUUUCCUUGGAAUUACUCUCAUUCAUCGAGAUGUAAAUAGUAUGCAAUUUACCACACCAGGUGGAAAAACAAUAAGUUAUGAUAUUAUUAAAGCUUUUCCUUUUACUUCUGAACGAAAAUGUAUGGGAAUUAUAUUACGUGAAUCAUCAGAGAGAGAUACAGGUAUAUAUAAAUAUAUUAUGAAGGGAGCUGAUUUUAAAAUUGCAACUGUUGUUCGUUCUUCUGAUUGGUUACAAGAGAGUUGUCAAGAAUUUGCUCAAGUAGGACUUCGAACGUUGGUAUUUGCACAGAGAACAUUAACAGAGGAACAGUUAGAAAUUUUCUUAACUCGAUAUAAUGAAGCCAAUAUAGAUUUGGGUAAUACACGAAAUGAAUCUAUAGAAGCAGCAAUGAGUCUUAUUGAAAAAGAUAUGAAACUCAUUGGAGUUACGGGUGUAGAAGAUGAAUUGCAAGAUGAUGUUACCAAAUCUCUUGAAACAUUAGGAAUGGGAGGUAUAAAAGUAUGGAUAUUAACAGGAGAUAAAAUAGAAACAGCUACAACUAUUGGUCGUUCAACAAGACUAAUUCCACGUAAUGGUGUUGUAGAAGUAAUGACGACUCGUACAUUAGAAGAAACGGAGAAAUUCUUAGAUACUCUUCAACUUCGUCAUACCACCGUAUCUAAUGAUUUAUUUUUUGAAUCCCCAUGGACACUUGUUUUGGAUGGUACUUGUUUAUCUUUAUGUCUAACAGAACCCAUCUCAAAACGUUUUGUAGAAGUUUCCAGAUCUGCCUAUUCUGUUAUUUUAGCAAGAUGUUCACCUACACAAAAAGCAGAUGUUAUUCGUAUGAUAAAAAAAUAUUCCAAUAAAAAAGUUCGUAUGGCUGCAAUAGGAGAUGGAGGAAAUGAUGUAGCUAUGAUAUUAGCAGCAGAUGUUGGGAUUGGAGUUGAGGGAGUUGAGGGAAAACAAGCCAGUAUGGCUGCAGAUUUCUCUAUUACGAAGUUCUCACAUUGUGUGCGGCUUAUUAUAUGGCAUGGGAGAAAUUCAUAUCGCCGUACAUGUCGAAUGAGUCAAUUUAUUAUGCAUAGAGGAAUGGUGUAUUCAAUAGUCCAAGCAUUCUUUUCUCUUCUCUUUGCAGGAACGACAAUGUCUGUUUUUAAUGGUUAUCUUCUUAUGGGGUAUAGUACCGUUUUCACUAUGGCACCAGUCUUUGCAUUAGUUCUUGAUGAAGAUAUUAAAGAAGAAGAUGUGAGUGAGUUUCCUCAAUAUUAUAAAGAGUUAUUAAAAUCACGUUCUAUGAAUACACGGUCUUUUUUACAAUGGGCAUGGAUUUCUAUUUACCAAGGAGGAGUUAUGAUGUCUCUUUCACUUCAUUUGUUUUCUGGAGAAAUGUUUCAUAUCAUUACUAUCGCCUAUACCUCUUUGCUUUUAACAGAACUUGUUAUUGUUGCGAGUACAGCACAUCUUAGAAUUUUAUGGACCCAACGUCGUAAUCAUUUAUAUCUUUUUAUAGCAGCUGAAUGUUUCUCUUUAGCUGCCUACUUUUUUGCAGUUUUAUUACUUCCAGAAACGAUGGAUAAAAGUUUCUUUUUUUCAUGGAGUUGUUGGUGGAGAGUUUCAGUUAUCUUAUUGGCUAUUGUAGGUCCUAUUUAUAUCUUGUCGAUUUUGAGUAGUUUUGUAUUUUUCAAUCACAGACAUACAUAUACUUUAGCCUGA